This is a messenger RNA of Scomber japonicus (chub mackerel), 2202 nucleotides long. RefSeq names its product major facilitator superfamily domain containing 4Ab (gene slc60a1b). The transcript is spliced from 10 exons. Gene Ontology annotation, biological process: transmembrane transport. The record is from RefSeq and is a predicted model, not a curated record. The coding region runs from base 391 to 1950 and encodes 519 amino acids. NCBI's taxonomy places the organism in Eukaryota, Metazoa, Chordata, Actinopteri, Scombriformes, Scombridae.
CCAGUCGAUGAUACAUCUAUCUGUCAUUGCUUCCUGAACGACACAUUUACCAUUGAUAGGGUUGAAAGUGGUAUGACAUGUAAAUGCACACUUUCUGGUAGCACUUCAACUGAGACUCUUUCUCACUACAAAUCAUUGACACAAUUCAAAUAGGCAUAUUAUUGUUAGAAGAAUCUCCACUUCACCCAUUAACUCAAGAGGACAUCCUUUUCAGUGAAGCAAUCCAAAGAGGAGGGAGCGAAAAGCUUUAAAAGAAAUCAGAAAACUCAUCAUACUACAACAAGCAUCCACACACCGUCCCAGAGCUACUGUUGCAUAUUGAGAUUGUAAUAUUUGAUAGUAAAAAAUCCUUGGCAGCACUGAGGUGAAUCUAUCUUUAUAGUGGCUAAGAUGUUUGUGGACGAGCGGAUUGUUACUCUGUUCAAAAGGAAUGCCCAUCACACACUGACUUACUGGAGUGUUUUCUUCAGCUUUGGACUCUGCAUUGCUUUCCUUGGACCUACAAUUUUGGACUUGCAAUGUCAAACGAACUCGACACUUAGUCAGAUUACCUGGGUGUUCUUUUCCCAGCAGUUCUGCCUGCUGAUCGGCAGCUCUAUUGGUGGUGCUUUCAAGAGGACGUUGUUCAGUGCUCUGUCUGCCUUAUUUGUCUCUGCUCUCGUCAUCUCUGUAAUAUUUGCCAUCAUCCCUCUGUGCAAUAAUGUCCUGUUGCUGGCCAUUGCCAUGGCUGUGUCUGGUUUUGCAAUGGGAAUUAUUGACACCAUCGCUAACAUCCAACUGGUGACCAUCUAUCAGAGGGACUCGGCUGUUUUCUUACAGGCUCUUCAUUUCUUCAUUGGGUUCGGAGCCCUGGUGAGCCCACUGAUUGCAGAUCCUUUCCUAUCCGAGACAGGCUGUGGGAAUAACACAGGGAAUGGGACUGAGAUCAUGCAUCAUUUCAGGAACAUGCUGAGAAACAGUCCAAUCGCAGAGCACAACAUAACUCAGAUCCACCUGCCCCAUGAGGGAGAGGAAGAGGAGUCCAACGUGCACUAUGCCUUUUGGAUCAUGGCAGUGAUCAAUCUGCCUGUGCCCAUGGCAGUCCUGUUCCUGAUGUAUCGGGAGCAGCUGAUCCCAUGCUGCCGUAGUAGCACUCCUCGUCUCCUGGACAAAGAUGAACUAGCCAUGGAGAACCAGCAGGGGGCCGAGGGCCCAGAUGUAGAGCAAAAAGAACAUGAAGCAGGAGGUCAUGGGGAUAUCUUUAGCUGCUGUCGGAAUGAUAACCUGCGCGAGCUGCCAGUAUCCUUCUUUAUGAUUCAUGUCCUUGGCGGGAUGGUGCUCUUCAUGACUGAUGGUAUUGUGGGUGCAUAUGCUGGCUUCGUGUACACAUAUGCAGUUGCACCGCCUAUGUCAUUGCCUCACAAGACAGCAGGUUACCUGGCCAGUAUCUUUUGGGCAGCGAUCACUGCUGGACGUCUGUUGUCCAUACCUCUUUCAUACCGUUUCCAGCCUGUGAGACUGCUAAUGUUCAACCUGGCAGGUGCUAUUGUUACUGUGUUGAUGCUGCUUAUUUUCUACACCAGCAACACCUUUCUGUUUGUCGGAACAUGUUUAUGUGGGCUUUUCCUCAGCAGCAUCUUCCCCUGUAUGCUUGCCUACACUGAAGACAUCCUUGAUUACCAGGGAUGUGCAACUUCAGUCCUGGUGACAAGUGCAGGGAUGGGAGAGAUGGUAAUGCAGGUUCUGGUUGGCUCAAUUAUCCAGACAGAAGGCAGCUACAGCUUCCUGCUAUGUGGAAUGAUAAUCGCCUGCAUCGGUUUUAUUCUUUUCAUUGGUCUCCUGCUGUUCCAUCGGAUGCACAGAAAUUACCUCGCAGGAACAACAAAAAAGUCUGCCAUGGUGGAUGAACCAACACCCGAACAGAAUGGAUCCACUAAAACUGAACAGAAAGAGGAAACAGAGACCAGCUGAGAGUGGAUAUCAUUAAAUUAGCGACUAUGAAUUUUCCUCAAAGACUCUAAAUGUUUUACUUAAGUCCACCAAAUGAAUAUUGGGUAGAUAUAUUUUUAUUGUGCCGGACAUUACAUUGUCUUUUCAAAGUAGAGAGUGUUCAUCAAAUUGUAGACUUGUGUUCUGUUUAUGUUGCAUCAGGGUUUGAAAUUUUAGGAUUAGAAUUGUAUCAGCAGUUUUCCACUGAAAAUAUACAUGUAGUGUAAAUUUAUG